AUGACUAUCACUAUUAUUGGUUCAGGGAUUAGUGGAUUAUACACUGCCUACAGUCUUGUGGAAAACAAUGUUGAUGCUAAAUCCAUAACUAUAAUUGGUGAAUAUUUACCUGGAGAUCAAUCAACCUUUUAUACUUCUCCAUGGGCUGGUGGUAACUUCUCAUGUAUCUCACCUGAUGAUGAUUUGACAAUGAAAUUGGACAAAUUGACUUAUCAGAACUUGUCCAGAAUCCAAAAAUCUUUAGGGGGGCCCACUUGUGGUUUGGAACAGAGAUAUAGUGUUGAAUACUGGGAUGAAGAACCAUCACAAAAGAAGUUGGAUUCAUUGAAAACUUACAUCUUGGAGUUGGAAGUACUUAAAGAUCUCCCUAAAGGAGCAGCCUAUGGUAUUAGAUAUUUAUCUUGGAAUUUCAAUUGUCCCUUAUUUCUCGAGAACAUGGGUAAAUACCUUAAGAACAAAGGAGUUACCAUCGCAAGAGGAAAAUUGAAACAUAUCGCUGAAGCUCCUGGAGAUGUUGUGUUCAAUUGUACGGGACUUGGAGCUAGAUUUCUUGGUGGUGUAGAAGAUCUGAAGGUUUAUCCUACUAGGGGACAAGUGGUGGUGGUCAAAGCUCCUCAGAUCAAGGAAAAUAGAAUGAGAUGGGGUCCUGAUUAUGCAACUUACAUUCUCCCCAGACCUUAUUCCCAUGAUCAUGUGGUAUUGGGAGGCUUCUUACAAGUCGACAAUUGGACUGGUGAUACUUUUGGAUAUGAAACUGAAGAUAUUUUGAAGAGAACAAUUGAACUUUAUCCAGAAAUCGGUGAACCCGAAGUGGUGAGAGUGGCUGCUGGUUUGAGACCAAGUAGAAAAGGAGGUGUCAGAAUAGAGAAAGAGAGAAUCGGUAAAAAGGUAGUGAUCCAUAAUUAUGGAGCUUCUGGUUAUGGUUACCAAGCUGGUUAUGGAAUGGCCAGUGAAGCUGUGAAGUUGUAUUUGGGUAGUAAAUUGUAG
Yamadazyma jaroonii is the source of this 987-nucleotide messenger RNA. The record is from the annotation of a GenBank genome assembly. Lineage: Eukaryota; Fungi; Ascomycota; Pichiomycetes; Serinales; Debaryomycetaceae.